Molecule: messenger RNA, 2405 nt
Organism: Arabidopsis lyrata subsp. lyrata
Lineage: Eukaryota; Viridiplantae; Streptophyta; Magnoliopsida; Brassicales; Brassicaceae
Product: cation/calcium exchanger 4
Exons: 1
Coding region: 323-2260 (645 amino acids)
Biological process (GO): monoatomic cation transport; transmembrane transport
Cellular component (GO): membrane
Molecular function (GO): monoatomic cation transmembrane transporter activity
Source: RefSeq, a predicted model, not a curated record
GUCAACAUUUGGUUUCCGGGUCAAAUAAAGCCCACCCAAUCCAAUUAGGAUGCUAAUUAAGCAAGUUAUGAUUCCGACACAAGUGUGAUUAUUUCUCACAGAUCGAAGAAAACGGUUUUGCUGAUCAGAGAUCACGUCGAUUCAUAUCGGUGAGCAUCUGAAACCCUUUGAUUCAGUCUCGUCUGAUAGAAGAAACCAGAAUCCUAGGGUUUCAGAAAUUCUCACGUUGCUUGAAACCCUAGGCCCCUUUCCUGUUUCAGCUAAAUUACGCAUGGCGGCUAAAUCAUUGUGUUUAUAGAAUUCAAGUCUUCAGAUUUCGAGAAUGAGAGCUGUGAAUUUUCUAUAUAGCUCGAGUAAUCCCAAAUUUCGGGGGAUUUUUAAUGGGCUUUGUGCAAUAGUCCUAUUCAUCUUCUUCUUUGAUCAGAGCGAUAUACUCAGGAACCCUUUGUUAAAGAAUCUGUCUUUCGUUGAUUCUAGCGGCAGAGGAUUGGUUUCUCCAGGUCAAUUCAGUAAUGGGUUUAGCCAGUUUACUGUAAUUCGUCGACAUUUGAGUGGUUCUUUUGGUAAUAGCAGCUUGAGUGGUGAUACUACUGUAUCUUGCUCUGGGUUACAUGAACACAGAGGUUAUGUUGAUCAAUGCGAGUUCUUGAUAUCGAAUCCGAUUUGUUCUCCAGAUGGGUUCUUUGAUUACCUCAAGUACUUUUACUGCUCCUGCAGAGAUUUUAAGAUCUUGGGUUAUUUAGUGUUAGGGGUUUGGCUUGUUGCUUUGUUUUAUCUUUUGGGUAAUACUGCUGCUGAUUACUUUUGUUGUUCGUUGGAGAAGCUUUCUAAGCUUUUGAGGUUGCCUCCAACUGUUGCUGGUGUUACUUUGCUUCCACUUGGUAAUGGAGCUCCUGAUGUGUUUGCGAGUAUAGCUGCUUUUGUUGGUUCAGAUAAAGGGGAAGUGGGUCUUAACAGCGUCUUGGGUGGUGCGGUGUUUGUAACUUGUGUUGUUGUUGGGAUUGUUUCGCUUUGUGUUGCGGAUAAAGAAGUUAAGAUCGAUAAGAAAUGUUUCAUCAGAGACUUGAGUUUCUUCCUUUUCACAUUGGCGGCUUUGAUGGUGAUUUUGAUGGUCGGUAAGGUGACUGUUCGUAUCGCCAUUGCGUUUGUCUCGAUCUAUGUCCUUUAUGCUUCUCUCGUGGCUGCGAAUGAGAUUUUGAGGAAACAUUCAAGGAGGUUGAAGCUUGAUUCUAUUACGCCUUUGCUCCCAAUGCAGGGAAGUGUCUUCUCCCCAAGUGUUGAAGAGGAUAUUCCUAUGUACAGCCCGUUGCUAGAACUUGAGACCGAGGAAGGUCCACCUCGGCUACAUGAUUCUCUACCACAGUGGAUGUGGGCUACAAAUGUAGCCAUCUAUUCAAACCAUUUCGCAAAAGCCAAUGUACAUGAUGAAGAAAGACCUCCAUGGGGAUGGACCGAAGAUGGUGCAGAAGUCGAGAGCUCGUUAUGUUCUAAAUUCACAUCUUUGCUUGAAACUCCACUGACUGUUCCUAGACGGUUGACAAUCCCGUUGAUUGAGGAAGAUAGCUGGUCAAAGACGUAUGCUGUGGCUAGUGUCUCGUUGGCUCCUGUCCUACUUUCCUUUCUUUGGAGCAGCCAAGAUGAUACGAGUCUUCAAGCUCGGAUUGUAGCCUAUUUUAUCGGAAUUGCGAUUGGAUCUACUCUUGGUUAUCUCGCGUACAAAAACACAGAGUCCGAUCGUCCGCCUCAAAGAUACUUAAUCCCUUGGGUACUCGGUGGAUUCAUCAUGAGCAUCGUAUGGUUCUACAUGAUUGCAAACGAACUUGUUGCACUUUUGGUUACAUUUGGUGGAAUCUACGGAAUCAACCCGUCGAUACUCGGUCUAACCGUACUUGCUUGGGGAAACUCAAUGGGUGAUUUAGUGUCGAACAUCGCAUUGUCGAUGAACGGUGGAGAUGGGGUACAAAUCGCAUUAUCGGGUUGCUACGCAGGUCCAAUGUUUAACACGCUUGUUGGGUUAGGUAUGUCGAUGUUUCUUGGUGCUUGGUCGAAGAGUCCAGAGACAUACAUGAUCCCUGAGGACAAUAGCUUGUUCUACACUCUAGGGUUUCUAAUAUUCGGAUUGAUUUGGUCUCUUGUGAUGCUCCCACGCAACGAAAUGCGACCGAACAAAGUGAUGGGAAUUGGUCUGAUUGCACUGUAUCUGAUAUUCGUCACUUUCAGGCUCAGCUCAGCCAUGGGAUUCGUACCUUGGGCUUCUUAAAACGCCAUUGUUGCCAGCUUUGGUAUCAGUUUAUUGUAUACUACUAUACAUGUUGUUAGAGAUAGCCACUGGUUCUGAAGUAAAUGUUGUUUGUAGUUUGUACUAUGUUGAUGCAAGUGAUAAUGAAUCUGAGCCGUUGAAUCUA